AUGGAAGAGGACAAUGAAAAAUUUACUAGUCUUAUGGAAGAUCACGAUUGGAUAUCAAAAUUUGAGUACUUGGCUGACAUUUUUCAGCAUCUUAACCUAGUGAAUUCUAGUUUGCAAGGGCCAUUAGAAAAUGUAUUAACUUCCACCGACAAACUUUCAGCUUUUCAAGAAAAAAUCUCCAUUUGGUGUACAAACUUGGAUCAAGGGAACACAGCUAUGUUUCCAAUUUUUACAGGUCAAGAAAACUUUAAUCCUGAAGUUCUGGGAACCAUAAGAAGUCACUUGCAGGCCUUGCAAAUGUCAUUGAAAUAUUAUUUUCCAGACUUGAAUGUGAAACAGUAUGACUGGGUUCGCAACCCAUUUACUUCCUUGGUGCAAACAGAUGACUGUGAAUUACAACAGGAAGCAGUGGAACUAAAAAACGAUCGUACGCUGCAACUAAAAUUUGAAGAAGAGUCGCUCAACAGCUUUUGGGGUGAAUCUCCACAGUGAAUACCCUCGACUAUCAACGAAAGCUAUUGAAGUGUUACUUCAAUUUUCGACAUCCUGGCUAUGUGAACAUGGAUUCAGCGCGGUCACGAUUAUUAAAACAAAAAAACGCCCAAGACUCACAAAAACAACACUAGAAGACGAUAUGAGNCGUCCGUUCGACGUGCGACAACGCUACGUUAUCUGAAACGGGACUUAGUCAGUUUUCCUACAGUCACUACGCACGACUAUUAUGUACUUUACUGAUUACUGUGAAUUAUUAUUUCAAGCUAGUAAAAAGUAUUUAUUAUUUCUUAAACGCCAAAGACUCACAAAAACAACACUAGAAGACGAUAUGAGACUCGCUCUUUCAACCAUCAACCCUCGAAUUCCACAACUAUGUAGAAAUCACCAGGGUCAAAUUUCUCAUUAAUUUUUAGAUUUUAUAGUUUAUUCAAUUAUUAUAUAAUAUAUAUUAUCAAAAAUCUUAAUUAUUUUUUAUUCAAUUUUAAAUUUCAAUAUUUAUUUAACAAUAAAGCAAAAAUAAAAUUUGUAGUUAUUUUUCUGCGUACUAUAUUUUUUAUAGCGCUUGUAUUUUAUAUAACUAUUAUUUUGAUGUUAGGGAGAAGUAGUGUUGGGUUAUCGUGGAUGAGGGUGNUUACUUGACAAUAUACCUAUCUGCUAUCAUUAUUAUUACCCGCGCGGGUACUCCUAUCAGUUCCAACGCAACUUUCGAUCGAAACGAUUGUCAUCGCGUUCUAGCAGCAAUAAAAUAUACAAAUCUCGACAAGGUAAAAUCUUUUUAUAACAUUAAUUAUGGACAUACGGAACUUUUUUAAGAAACCUAAAUUAGACGAUAGUCUUAAUGGAUCGUUAGAUAAAACAAAAAGUCUGACUAUAGAGACUAAUUCCACAAGUGCAGUUGAUAUUACUGACUUGAGUAAAGGUGGCAGUUUUACUGAACAAGUUGAAAAUAUUUAUGACAAGGAAGUGGCUUAUUAUAAAAAUGAUACAGGACACUAUUUGGCAAAUGUAAAUAUUGACGAUUCUUUAAAGUUUGAUAUUUUAUGUAAUCCAUGGGUACCACCUACUUCAUAAUAUUAUUUUAAAAAUGAUCUAAAAUCGGAAAAUGGUCGUCCAUUUAGACACAUGUGGCUGGAAGAGAAUAAUACGUGGCUAUCAUAUUCGGCUAUUGGAGGCGAAAAAUGAGCUUUUUGUCGAGUAUCUGUAUUAUUUAAGCCAAAUGUUCACAGAGGUAAACAAGGAGGGUUUAUAAUAAUACUAUUUACAAAAUAUAAAGAUUUCCAUGCUUGUUGUCGAUCACAUCUAUCUUCACAAUGGCAUCUUGAGUCUACAACACAAGCAAAUGAUUUUUUAAAUGUUAUGAAGGGUAACAAAUUAAAUAUUUUAGAACAGACAAAUUCAAUUAAUUUUGCCCCCCCCCUAGAAAAAUGUCUGGGGACGUCCAUGAUUAUAUAAUAUAUAUUAUCAAAAAUCUUAAUUAUUUUUUAUUCAAUUUUAAAUUUCAAUAUUUAUUUAACAAUAAAGCAAAAAUAAAAUUUGUAGUUAUUUUUCUGCGUACUAUAUUUUUUAUAGCGCUUGUAUUUUAUAUAACUAUUAUUUUGAUGUUAGGGAGAAGUAGUGUUGGGUUAUCGUGGAUGAGGGUGACACGAAUCCAAAAAGGUUGAGAACCAGGGUUAAGGUAAUACCGACGUAUGCCUGUCCCGUUUGGGCGGCAGCCUCACCCACUAAAAUUAAAAAACUCCAAAUUCUCCAAAACAAAUUCCUUAAGAUUUGCCUAAAAGCGCAUUGGUUUAUGAGAAAUCACCAGAUACACAAUGAACUGGAAUAUCCCUAAUAAAUGUCUGGAUUAAAACUCAUUAUGAAAACUUCCACGCCAAGCCGAGACUCCGAAGGAGCUCGUCUUUAGAAACUAGGAAGAAAAACCCAAAAUAGGCGACUUCGACCUCGAUUACCUCAGAACACCCACCCUCCUAACGGACACUGAUGAGAUCUCGUCGGAAGAUGAAGAAUAAUUAACAAAAAAUACUAANCUUUAAUUAGGAAUCAUUAUAGCAUUAUUAUCUUAAGAUAAAUGUAAAUAUUAAACCAUAUUUUUAAUCUAUUGUACUUGUAAUAGCACCUAAUGUGCUGAAACAUUUUAAAAUAAUAAUAAAAAAAAAAAAAAGGUAAUACCGUAGUGUAUCGACCGAGAGAAAUAACUGGGUAAUUUUGUUUGCAUUUUUUUUGUUCGUAGUCUUCAGUUUACAGCGAUGAAACACUUGUUUAGUUUUAGUUUAAUUUAGUUUAGAUUUGUUUAGUAAAAUCACCUCGAUAGUACUAAACGGCCAUUGUAGUUACUCGACAACGGUAUACAGAAAAUAAAAAUAAACAGUUGUAUCUGACAGGUUUAAAAUAAAUUUAAACUAGAUUUUUCUGAAACAUGGUUUAAAAGCAAAACAUACGUUUUACAAGAUAAGUUUAAUACUUAAACCUAUCUAAAUCAUCCAUAUCUCGUAUUACUUCCAAUCCCAACGCCGCCGUCGAAUACCGUGCGCAAUACUUUAAGUUCCAAACCGAAUCUUAUGGAUAGAAAUAGUAACUCGAAUACGGACAAAAGAAAACCGAUUGUGAAUACGGUCCCGGUUAAAAAACAGUCAGUAGGCGCGAAAUCGACGGCUGGUGGGAGUUUAGUGAAUGAAACUUCAAAAGAAUCGGGUAUACCCAGAAAACGCUCCGUAAUAAAGAAAAGUAUUUCAACGAAUCGGAAAGAAAACAUAAAAAAACCUGCAGAUAAUUUACAGAUUAGGAAUAAACCGAAUGGUGAUGAGUUACCUAAUAAAUUGAAAAAUCCCGUAUUAGUUGUGAAAAGUGNUAAUGUUCUAGCCAGCCAAAAACCGACGAAAAACUCACCUGACACCUCGCCUAAACAGAAAAAACAUCAGAAAAACGAUACGUUCGAUGGAAAGAUACCAUUAGCUACAGCGAACAAAGAGAUGGCCAACGGAGGGACACCAACAUCUGUACAAAAAAACCAUACAUCCGAUGUACAGACUCUGACAACAACACCGAAGAAUAAAACGGCUGACGGAAGCACAACUAGCGGUGCUAAAGCGUUCAAUGAGAACAUUUUGACGGGAACUGCGACUAAAAUGACCAUCAGACAGCCGAAGUUGUCGUAUGUCAAAAAUGAAUGCAUAACAGUCACAGAUGGUGUUCUAAAGGAACAAGGCGUGAACGACGAGAAAACUGCCGGAAAGAAUGAUUGGUCCAACCACUGCGGUCCGACGUCGAAAUUUCCGGAUGUCCGCAAAGUUAAAACUUUAGACGAUUAGACGAAUUACGUAUACCCGGAAAAAACUGUAUGCCAAAGCAAUUAUGACUGCGUAAUUUUGUUCGUGGUCUUCAGUUUACAGCGAUGAAACACUAUCGAGGUGUUUUGUAGUAAACAGCCACUGUAGUUACUCGGCAACGAUAUACAGAAAAUAAUAAAAGGCAGUUGUAUCGGACAGGUUUAAAACAAGUUAAACUAGAUUCUUCUGAAACUUGGUUCAAGAGCAAAACAUACGUUUAACAAGAUAAGUUUAAUACUUAAACCUAGUUUAAAACCAAGUUUAAUUAAACGACCAAUCUUGUAUCGAUAUAUUCUGUUGAUAAUAAUAAAUGAUGAUAAUACAAAUCAAUUUUAAGUUAUAAACUAUAUAUUUCAUUAUCUUUUUUUAAACAUGCAGAACUACUUUAUUGACAAGAGUUUUUGUCGUUGCUCCCUUCUGAAAUGAUUUUAAUGAUUUCAAGUAGGUACUGAUAAUUCUACAUUCUAUGAGUAGUGAUAAAUUGAGUUGUCGAUAUUUUUUAAAAAUUCACUACUGAUCCAUAUUUUAUUCAAGUUUUUGUAAUCCCCUUUGCCUUUGUUCCAUGAUAUUAUUCAUAUGAUAUUAGUAUCAUGGAUCUGUAGGUCAACUUUCGGUACUACUAAUACAUUGAUUAAAUUUCUGCUUCAAUAAAAAACGACAAUUGACAUUUUAUUUUAGCAUUUUAGAUCUAGUUAAUAUAUUAAGAAGGCUAUUAUUUUAAUUUUUCACAUAGUUUAUAGUUUUCAAAUAAUAUAUUUUUCUUUUUUUCGUAUUUAUUUUUUCCAAUUCUAAUUUUCGUUUUCGAUUUCGUUUUUUACGACGUUUAGGACUAUCUACAGGAAAGACUAAGGGAACGCACGAUUGACGACUUUCAACAGUUUUGGCGCUUUAUAGACGUCACGGACGACGUCCAAAGACUUUUCCUUUAAAAUGCUCACGGUGCCGUAGCACGUAAGGUUAGAUAAGGUUAGGUUAGAAUCCUCCUGGAGAGACCUCUGUGAUCAAGUGCAGAAAGACCCGUGGGGUUUACCGUACAAGUUGAUAAUGGGUAAACUCAUCAGACCCCCACCAAUCCCUGAACUAAACGUCCCAGGGCGACUCCAGAGCAUCAUCAACGGGCUGUUUCCACAAAACCCCACAAGAAGCGCCAACACCCCAUUGUGGACCACAUCCAACGACAUCCACUCUGCACACACGAUUGAUCGCGUCGAACUCACCAUAGCAGCCAGAAGUCUUAAAGCCAACACCUCCCCGGGCCUGACGGUAUCCCGAACGAGGUACUAAAAGUGAUUGUGGCACUCAACCCGGACAUACUCAUCAACGUAUACAACACCUGUCUGUGCAGUGGGGUCUUCCCAGAGAUCUGGAAAAAAGCGCUACUGGUCUUAUCGAGGAAAGGAGAUAAACCUCUGGACGCCCCAAAUUUUUAUAGACCCUUAUGCCUACUUGACUGUCUCGGCAAAUUAUUCGAAAAAAUGAUUGAGACUAUUUCUAGACUCCAGCGAAGGACUUCAUAAGAGGCAAUUCGGGUUCCGAAAAGGACGUUCAACCAUCGACGCCCUGGAAGUCCUGAAGAAAACGGUCAAGGACAGCAAGCAAAAGGUGGAUAUACUUACACUAGAUAUAAGAAACGCCUUUAACUCUGCCCCGUGGAACGCCAUCUUGGAAGCCGUGCGGGACAUGGAGGUGCCCACGUACCUUCAGCGGAUAAUAGACAGCUACCUUGAAAACAGAGUACUAUGUUUCGAGUCAGGGGGAAUCGAGGAGAGGAUGCCCGUCACGUGUGGGGUACCGCAGGGCUCAGUCCUCGGGCCCACAUUGUGGAACAUCCUCUACGAUGGCCUCCUGAGAACUCACCUGCCUCCCGGAGUGGAAUACCUGGCCUUCGCGGACGACGUCGCACUCGUCGCAAAGGCCACUGACUCCAUCGGCCUAGAACAAAAACUGGCCUUCUCAGCGCAGAGUCAACGAAUGGCUCACGAAGACUGGUGUCUUUCACUAACUGCGCACAAGUGCGAAGCCAUGGUGAUUACAAAUACAAGAACUCACAACGACAUGACCAUCACCGUUGACGGCCGCCACGUGGAAUCAGCCAAAUGCGUAAAAUACUUGGGCAUACACAUUGACAGCCGCUGGCGGUUCUCCGAUCACGCCCGUAUUGUUGCAGCUAAAGCGGGCAAGACAGUACAGCAGCUAAGCCGUAUUUUACCGAAAAUCAGCGCAGCAAAGCCAACAAGGCGGAAACUCCUAAGUAACAUGGCCCAUUCCGUCCUUCUAUACGGCUCACCGAUAUGGGAGGAGGACAUGUGCGCCACGGGAUGGUCAGCACUACAGAAGGUACAGAGGCGCAUCUACCUUAGAGUGGCCUCUGCAUAUUGCACUACAUCAACCGACGCACUCGGGGUUAUCACGGGAAUCGCCCCCUUGGAUCUACUCAAGGAACCAAAAAUGACACACGAUAAAAAAAGAGACCCUGAAAGACCACCAGCAGUCGAGAACAUCCUGGAGGUAUGGCAGAGCAGAUGGAACAGCAGUGAGAAGGGCAGUUGGACACACACCCUCAUACCGAACAUUAUUCCCUGGAUUAACCGAAGACACGGAGAAACGGAUUUCCUUCCAUCUCACACAAGGGCUCAGCGGACAUGGUUGCUUUGCUGCAGACCUAAAACGGUUCGGAAAACUGGGAAGCUCCGAGUGCUGGUUUUGCGGCGAUCCUCUGGACGACGCAGCGCACACGCUUUUUAAGUGCGAUGCUUGGCAUCAAAAAAGAAGACAAGCUGAGCUGGCCAUCCAUACAGACCUCAAUCCAAAGAACCUCAUCCAAACCAUGCUCGUCUCGAAGGAAAACUGGGACAAUAUCGCGGACAUGAUCAGAGGGAUUAUGAGGAACAAAGAAGCGGAAGAAAGAAGGCAAGCCUUGCAACCCGAUCCAAAUAUCCAAAAUUAGUUACCACUUAUAUUGUACGCUGAAAACAAAAAUAGAGGGGAUAGAGCCCCCCAAUCAUUGUAAAUCUAAUUGUGCGACCGCAAAUAGGGGCAUUGUUCCUAUGCGCGGUCUUAUUUAUGUGUAAAUUAUUCUCAAAGAAAUGAUGGGACAUAGGGGUGAAAUAACCGAAACGUUGGUACCACCCUAUGUCCCGAUACCUGGAAAAAAAAAAAAAAAAAAAAAAAAGGUAAGGUUAGGUUAGGUUAGGUAUCGUUAGUUCGCGUGUUUCCGGGCCGGUCGUUCGACGGAGGACGCUAUUAGGAGUGUCAUUGCGGCAGCUAAGGAGGCGGCGAGGGGUGCGGUCCAGAACAGAGACUUAUGCGCCGUGAUCCCUCUUGACGUGAGGAACGCAUUUAACACAGCACCGUGGAGGGAGAUAGACAAGGCGUUGGAGGAGAAGAGGGUCCCGCGGUACCUGAGGGCCACUCUUCGCUCUUACCUAGACGGGAGGACCCUCCAGGUAGGCGAGGCUACCAGAGACGUGACGUGCGGAGUUCCACAAGGAUCGGUGUUGGGUCCGGCCUUGUGGAACGUGUUCUAUGACACUCUGCUGAGGAUGGAAAUGCCUUGCGGAGUCAGGCUUGUGGCAUUCGCUGAUGAUGUAGCAGUGGUCGGAGUUGCCCAUACCGGCGAGCUCAUGGUGCGGACAAUCAACCCAGCGCUGGACAAGGUGCUGGGUUGGAUGUCCGCGAAAGGGCUGGAGCUCGCGGUACGCAAAACAGAGGCGGUGAUGCUGACGAGGAAGUGGGCGUUCGACUACCCAGCGGUCACCAUCGGUGGUCAGCAGGUGGCGUUUAGGAAAAAUGUGUGCUAUUUGGGGGUAGACCUCGACCAGAGGAUGACAUUUUCGGGGCACGUUGCCAAGGCGGCGAACGGGGCAGCUGGAUCGGCCAGGGCGCUGGGUUCGUUGAUGGCAAACACGGGCGGGCCAAGCACCGCCAAAAGGAAAUUGCUGACCUCGGUGGUACACAGCAAGCUGUUGUACGGGGCGAGCGUGUGGGCUGAAGCGGCGAUGUCCACGGAGAGGAACCGCGCCAGAAUUGGGAGCCAGCAACGGAGGAUAGCUCUAAGGAUUGUGCGCGCGUAUAGGACGGUGUCCGUGGAUGCGGCGUUGAUGCUGACGGAAAUUCCCCCGGCGGAUCUACUGGCCAGGGAACGCUGGCGGAUAUCGGAACGGUGCCGAGGCAAUAGGUGCUAGAUUCUGAAGAGGUCAGCGGUGGCGGAGGAAAGAGCGAGAACAAUCGCUGAGUGGUGCGAGCGUUGGCGGGGCACCAGCAGGGCAGCAUGGACCAGGCAGGUACUGCCAAACCCGGAGCGCUGGCUGAGCAGAAGAUUCCGUGUCCCCAUAACAUUCCAAGCGACCGAGGCGCUCACGGGACACGGUUGCUUCCAAGCCUAUUUGUACAUGAGAAACAGGGCGGCCAGCCCGCGCUGCCUGCUGUGCAACGACGAGCAGGACUCAGCGGAGCACACGCUGCUCCAUUGCCCCCACUGGGAUCGAGAGAGGGCAGACGUGGUCCGGUUUGUCGGUGGCAGGUCCCUCAGGGUAGAGGACAUGUCUGAGAUCCUGUGUGGACCGGAGCCUGGCGUCCUCCAGGAUAACCCUCAGGCAUCUCGGAUCAUGGAUGCUGCGAUGAGGGCCGCCGAGAGCCUGUUUAAAAUGAUGAACACAAUCAUGUCGGCGAAAGAGGAGCUGGAGAGGCGGAGGCAGGCCGAGGAGCGAGCCGCAAGGCGGUAG
Messenger RNA from Cinara cedri, 8545 nucleotides. Lineage: Eukaryota; Metazoa; Arthropoda; Insecta; Hemiptera; Aphididae. The record is from the annotation of a GenBank genome assembly.